CGGUUUCGUCUCUUGGAAGGCUUCUCGCUCGUUGACGAAACAACAAUCUUCCGAUCAAGUUAGCUAGCUUUCCAACUCUCGGCUCUCCUUGUCCGACCCGUUUCCUGAGCUCCUUUUUAUGAACGCGGGAGCUUGACAACUUUUCUAGCCAAACGUGCUCUCAGUAGCGCGCAAUCCGCUACCGCACACAAACGUCUCAUCGAUUCGGCAGGCCGGAUUGCAUUUGGUGAAAUUGCGCACGAAGGACUGACGCUGGAGCGUGAUUCUCCCCUGCGUCGUCGCUACUUCUUUCUUCGACUCCGAGUCGCGGACUGAGAAGAGCCGCCAUGGCGACGUAUAUGGACUACCAGUCGUGCCGCUACUCCAGCUGGUGCCCGGACCGCUACGACGCAGACGAAUGGUACGAAGCCAUGGACCAGAAGUACGCCAUCGACGCAUCAUCAUCAUCAACAGCAACAUUCUAUGGCGGCGCGGGUCCCGCAUCAACGACGCGAAGCCAUUUCAAUCCCGCGUUGGCUUCUAGCUACACUACCACUGCUACCACCGGCCGAAUGCCGAUGCCGAUGCGUAUGCCGAUGCCGAUGCCGAUGCCGAUGCCGAUGUCGACGAUGAUGAUGGUGCCACUGAAUACGACGAGCAUGACGGUCAGCGAGGAGCAUCCGCUCAAUGCGGCGGCCGCAGUGUCAAUGCCGCCGCCGAUCACGUCCGUGACGAAUCAUGCCGCGGGAGCCGCCGGAGCCGACAAUACUAGGAGGGCGCCGACGACGGCGAUGAUGAUGAUGCCGUCGGCAGCCACGGAUGCGGAAGCCGCAAAGCUGUCAAACCCCUUCGAUUGGCGAGAGCUGGAGGCGUCGUGCAGGAAGCUGGACGAGGCCAACAUCCGCAUCACGGAGCUCGACAUCACGUGCCUCGGCAGCCCCACCGCCAGCGAUUCCGCCUUCGACGCCGACGCUGACGCCGCCUUCGGCGCGAGCAGCGGCGGCGGUGGCGACGGGUGCAAGUAUGGGUACGGGUUGUCUGGAAAUGUGCGUUACGGGAUCACGUGCGAGCCCGCAGACUCCUCCUCCUCCUCUUCCGCCGCCGCCAGAAGCGGCGUUAAGAUUGGAGGAGGGACCGGCAAUGCAUCUGUCAAUGGUGGUGGUGGUGGCACUACCGCUGGCGACCUUGGCAUGGGGACCCAUCCGAUCCGUGCGAGUCAGCCUCGGUACCCGCCGCACAUCUAUGGCUUUCCUCCUGUGCAAAAGCUCCCGCCUGCCGCCGUCCACCACAUGCCGCCGGUGCCUAUGCAUGGCGUGCCAAGGCCGCAGGCUAUUAUUGGCGCUGGUGUUACUGCCAACUCGAGCCAUCCUUCUGCUUCCGGUCGGCACAGCGGAACCUUCUCUCGUCCGCGCUCUGCGUCCACCAUUGCUGCGCUCUCCUCACUUGUUGGGGGUUCUGGGACCUUGGCGGGUGGAGGUGGCUCGGGAACAUUUGCUCUUCCGCUAUCCAGUGGGUUCGGCAGCAUAGGUUCGGGCUCAGGAUCAGCCCCGGGUUCAGGCCCGUUGGCUGGUUUGAAAACCAGGCCGUUGCCUAACAGCAGGGGUGCUUUCAGGCAGAUUGUGCUUCCUCUAGGUGAUGAUGGUGCUGUUCAUCAUGCCGAGCUGCCCGAUUCUGGGUGCAGCGACAAGGCUCCUAGCAGUGACAGCAGCGACAGUGCUCCUAUAUCCUGUGGGAGUUCCAGCAACAGCAGCAGUAGCGUCACGGAUGCCAACAACAUUGCAGGUGCUGCUGCUGAUGCUUGCGCUGACGGUGACACCAGCACCAAGUCCUGUUCACCUGGCAAGAGCAGUGGCAAUUCAAGCAGUCCCAGUGCCAGCAAGGACUCUGAUACGGGCACCAGCGCCAGCAGCGGAAUGUGUGUCAGCAACGCCACCAACACCACUGCUGUUGGGAGUGGCGGGAAGUCGUUCACCCGUGUGAUGCGGGCUUUUGCUGAUCGGUGCCAGCGGGCCUUCACAGUUACGCCAGGUAGAGGCCGUGCAUUGAGAAUGACUGCAGCAGUCAAGCAUCGUAGGUGCAAUAGCAAUGAGAGGUUGGAUCAACUGCACUUAGGUGUUGCAUAACGAUUGUAGUUUGGUUAUGAUGUACAGAAGCAGUAGUUGGUGGGGCAGGUGUGCCUGGUGAAACGUGACCAUAGGUUCCUACUGUUUUUUUCGUGCACGUGUAAAAUUAUAUAUUGUGGCUAAGCCUCAUUCAGUCGUGCUAAUUAG
Molecule: messenger RNA, 2249 nt
Organism: Closterium sp. NIES-67
Lineage: Eukaryota; Viridiplantae; Streptophyta; Zygnematophyceae; Desmidiales; Closteriaceae
Source: the annotation of a GenBank genome assembly